GGACAGUAUACCUCGAGUAUUGAGCACCGUUGUUGGUAGGAGUUGAUAGCAAUACACGUGGCGGAAACGCACGUUUCCUGAGGACAGCAGUAGUAGUACAGCUGCUGUCGUCGGUCUUGCAGUCCGCUCAAAGGCAUCGCUAAGAAGACAUGCCCCAGCAACACAGACGUCGACAGCGACGACCGGUCCAGCAGCCGUGGGCGUCGGGCACAAGUGCAGUAGUCCUUCUGGCCCUGCUUUUGGGCCGAUGUCAAGGCUUCGCGUUCAGCAGCAAGGCCCAUCACACCCACCUCGACAGCCCCGCCGCACACAACCGCAACCACCGCCGGGAUGUUGCUGCCUCGAUCCUGCAGCGGUCGCUCAGAAGACGACGGCAUCCCGCGUCCCCGACCAUGGCCGGGGCGCACCGCGAUAGCGGUGACUACGGAAGGUUCAGCGACACGGGCGAUGAGCCAGCUUACCGACCGGCGGCCGCGGCGGGGGGAGCGCCGAGGUCGGGGCGGAACUGGGAGGAGAUAGGCAACGCGGACGUGUUGGUGCCGAGGGACGUGGACUUUCCUCUGGGAGUGGUGCACUUCGUCGGGGGGCAAGGGGUGGGGGUGUUCCCGAGGAACGCGUACGGGGCGCUGCUCGAGGGGUUGGUAGAUGCAGACCCUUCUUGCUUCCUCGCUUCAGCCUUUCUCUGCCCACCCGGCCCCGCCCGGCUCCGCCCUGCCCACCUGCCUCGCCAACCACGCAAAGGCUUCUUGGUGGUGGCGACCCGCGUGCGACUUAACGAGUUCAACCACGACCAGCUGGCGUGCGACGUCGCUCGCGACUUUCGGGUGGCGUACCGCGACGUGGAGGCGCUGUACGGACGGGCAGCGAUGCGCCGCAUCCCCCUCUUCGGGGUGGGCCACUCCCUGGGGGCCAAGGUGCACGUCCUGCUGAACUGCUACCCGGAGGUGAUGGACGUGGCCAGGCGGAGAAAGGUGUGGGGACCUGAAGACAUGUCGUUCGGCAUCUGGAUGGCUGCCUUUGAGUUGUCUACCGGCAGGACUUUCAGCACACCGUUUAGCCCACCGAGUGAGGCAAACGUCAUCAUCAGCUUCAACAAUUUUCCCGCCAAGGACAGCGUGCCGUUCAUCAACGAGUUGCGUGAGCUGGGGCUGUCGAUGGGAAACUUGGGGGCUCUGGGCGACAACCUGUCUGGAAUCGCCAAAGCGGUCUCCGGGCUCCCGUUGGUGAACGGGUUCGCGUCGCAAGGGUUGUCUUUGGCGGAAGAGUGGGGACCAAAGGCGGCCGCUGCCGUGGGGUCUGCGCUGUUGGACGUACCCCAGGAGUUCAAGCCCUCGCCGGAGGCAACCUGGGACUUGCUGACGGACCGGUACUCGGUGCGUAACAACCUGGUAGUGCAGUUCAAGCGCGACACGAUAGACCAGAGCCCGCAGCUCGCCGAGGCGCUCUUCAACCGGUUCGGAAGGGACGGGGAGCUAGAGUUUUCGAGGCGAGUCAGUCUCCCCAAGCGGGACGUAGCUAUGAGGAGAAGGAGAGCACCUACGGCGCAAGCAUCGCUCCGGUUCCCCCAGCUUGCUCGGCUUGACGGCACGCACGUAACUCCAAACACGCCAGACUUCCGAGACACGCGCCAAGCACGGGACUGGGCGGACAAAGCCGGCAUGGGGGCGCAAGGCGAUGCAUUUGUCGAGGGAGGGGCCAAAGUGGCGGCGUCGACUGCGAGCCUCGAGCUGGACAAGCUCAUCAAGGCUCUAACGUCUUAUCUUCGGUCUCAGUCGCUGUGGGUGCGCCGAGAGGGGCGGUGGGACAGCGACGAGAUGUGAACAGCUUCAUUAAGGAGGCGAUCGAUGUAUUG
Messenger RNA from Ectocarpus sp. CCAP 1310/34, 1852 nucleotides. The record is from the annotation of a GenBank genome assembly. Lineage: Eukaryota; Phaeophyceae; Ectocarpales; Ectocarpaceae.